This is a messenger RNA of Phragmites australis (common reed), 2705 nucleotides long. RefSeq lists its product as uncharacterized. NCBI's taxonomy places the organism in Eukaryota, Viridiplantae, Streptophyta, Magnoliopsida, Poales, Poaceae. Gene Ontology annotation, biological process: actin cytoskeleton organization; positive regulation of Arp2/3 complex-mediated actin nucleation. The record is from RefSeq and is a predicted model, not a curated record. Gene Ontology annotation, cellular component: cytoskeleton. The transcript has 9 exons. The coding region runs from base 78 to 2705 and encodes 875 amino acids. Gene Ontology annotation, molecular function: actin binding; protein kinase A regulatory subunit binding; Arp2/3 complex binding.
CAGGCGGGCUAGCUAGUAAGUAGAUUUGGAAGAGCUAGAGCCUCAUCAGUCAGUCCUGCGUCCUCGAGGGCCGAGCCAUGGCCGGCCUCGUCGCCAUCCUCCGCCAGCUCGGGGAUCUUGCAGAGCUUGCCGCGGAGGUGUUCCACGACCUGCACGAUCAAGUCAUGGCCGCGUCCGCACGAGGGCGCCGACUCGCGCUGCGAGCGAAGCAGCUGGAGGCGGACCUGCCGCCCAUCGAGAAAGAUAGAGAACGCCACUGCCUAGAGAACGCUGCUGCUUCCAACACCGACCGCGUCGACUGGCACGCAGAUCCCAAGGUGAGCCAUGGUGUUGUGGCGGCAGGAGGCAUGCCAUGCUUCAUCGCAGAAUGCAUCGACCGGUGCCGCGGACCUCCGAGGCUGUUCAUGCUUGACAGGUUCGCUGCUCAAGGCGAGGGAGCAUGCUUGAGGAGGUAUACGGAUCCUUCCUUCUUCAGGACCCACUCUGCCAAGCUUCAGGAAGGCACUCUCAGAGCAAAUAGAGAUCUCAAACCCAUGGAAAAUAGACAAAAGCUUCAGAAUGCAGAGAACCCAAAGCCUCCAAAGUCAGCCCAUACUGAUUCCAAGUUCGAAACAGAUGCAUCUAAAAAGGCUUCUCUGGGAUUCCUUUCAAUGCUCCGACAGCUGAAACAUCGACAGAUCAAUGGAUCCGUCUUCACAAGCCUCAAACCUCAAAUGCAGCAAAACAUUCAGAAGUAUGAAUCGUCACCAGAAGAGAAACCUUCCUCCGUUGAUCACUCUGAAAUAGACAUGUCUCUCACCAGUUCACCAGACUUCAACAUUGGAACUGGAAACAUUGCAAUAGAUGCUUCAACUGCCAUUGAGAAGGCCAAGGAUAACCACCAAGGCACUGUGCGAUUUGAAUAUUACUCAUCAGGUGCCGGUUCAGACAACGGGGGAAAUUGCAAUGAGCUGGAGAGGACUAGUUCUUUCAAGGCAUGGCUCUCUCCAGAUCCUCGCUUUACUCCUGAGCAUGAGCAUGGAAUUAUAGAAGAAGCAUCUCAUGGUACUUCUGAAGCAUGUGUCAGCAAUGCCAUUACAUCAAACGCUGCUCCUAGUAGUGCCAAGAAGGCUAAGCAGAAUCCCAACAACGCUGUAGAAAUAUCCUACAAGAAGGGUGUGGGUAAGAGGUCCAAGUAUAAAGGCAGGGUUGAGAUUAUCGCCUCGAGAGUUUGCAGUUUGCCGAGGAAGCUCUUCAUGAAGCAGCAGCACGAUCCACUCGAGCCUGCGCAAGCUGCUGUGCCUACUGAAACUGACAGUGCCCGAUCAUGGCGUUCUGACGGAGUUGUCCUCUGGAGUAACGGAGACUGGUGCUCGCUGGAUGUAGCAUGUCCAAGUUUCCGGGAGCAACUGUUUGGACGUGCAAGUGACGUGCUUUUAUCUCCCGAUCAUUGUGAGGCAUAUCGUCCUGAUAGCAUGGACCCAGGUGCUGAAGCCAGCAUCACCAGUUGCAACCCUGAAGCCAGCCCAAACGAGGCUUUUCCACCUCUAUUGAUUACUAAUCCGGUAUUCAGUGGAGUUGAUUCUGUGGCAGAAAGUGAACAAUGCUAUUUAGACCAUGAAAGUACUACUAGACUGCAAAGCACGAGAGGUCCAUCUUAUAAUGCAUCGGUAGAUGCAGAAAUACAUCACCAACAGAAUGGUCCUUCCAUUUCAAAUCAGUGCAGCACUCCAGAAAUUUAUGAAGAGCCUUCAUCUACACCUGAUUCCAAAAAAAUGUUGUCGCCGAGCAUGAAAGGUUCUGUGUGUAUGAUUAACGGGCCACUGCAUGAGCCAACUACUGUGCUGCCUGAAAAUUCUUGUUCUGACGGUACCAGAGCUGUCGUACCGCCACUUCCACCUAUUCCUCCAAUGCAGUGGCUGUCAGUCAAGGUUCAUACAGGACCUGGAGCUGCAUCUCCUAAACCUAGAACACUCUGGACAAAAUCACCAGAGGUAAACCAUGCAGAUAUGAGCCAUUCUUUGCAAUCAGUCAGAACGCAGGAGGCUGAAAUGAUUCAGGCCAGAAGCCAGCAUAGCCGCAGCAGCCAGACUUCAGAGACGAAAAUGGCACAUGCAUUGGAUUGUAAUGAGAAUGCUAAUCCUGAUGUGUCCCAUAGACAUGGAAUCAGUAGGGAUCCACUUCUUAACAAAGAUUAUGAGGAAAUUAUUCGUCGACAAUCAUUCAGAAAAGGCAAAAUUCUGAAGACUACUGAGUUCCCUGAACUUACACUACUUUCAGACGAGGCUUUGUCUGAACUUGCAGAGAUAGACACACAGCCACAAGCAGAGACACGGUUGCGAGAAGAGUGCAGUAGUAAUCUGCAUAAAGAAAAUGUGUUCUUUUCUGCGGUAGAACAGCUUGCGAAAAUGUCACCUCCUUCGGUACCAAGGCCCAAAUAUUCGCUGCUUGAGGUUGCACCUCAUGACAGAAUCUCGCUAAGGAACGGUUCAAGUAUGAUCCACCCUUCAAGAAAUAUAUUGGACAGCAGGAGUGUACUGCUAGAACAGAUAAAGAACAAGGUAUCUUUCAGUCUGAAGCCAGUUUCUGGAAUGAGCUCAACUGUGAUGGGUAGUCCUACCAACUCGAGGGUGGCGACCAUUCUGCAGAGGGCAGAUGACAUUCGUCAGGCUCACGCGGACGGCAACGACGUCGGCGGUGAGGAUAGCUGGAGCGACAGUGAUUGA